This is a messenger RNA of Symbiodinium sp. CCMP2456, 355 nucleotides long. The record is from the annotation of a GenBank genome assembly. Lineage: Eukaryota; Dinophyceae; Suessiales; Symbiodiniaceae.
GUGGACUCUAGUUGGCCACUCUGAGCGGCGGACCAAGUAUGGCGAAACCGAUGAGGACGUCGCAGAAAAGGUGGCCCAAGCCCUCGCUGCAGACCUCAAGGUGGUCUUGGCAAUUGGCGAGCUGCUGGAGGAGCGUGAGGGUGGGAAGACCAAUGAAGUCAAUGAGCGGAUGCUGGCACCGGUCAUUAAGAAAGUGAAGGCUGAGGACUGGAACCGCAUCGUCAUUGCAUACGAGCCUGUUUGGGCCAUUGGAACAGGAAAGGUGGCAACGCCCGAACAGGCAGAGGAGACGCAUGCCGCGAUCCGCUCUUACCUGGCGAAGGCUGUGAGCGAGGACGUGGCAGAAAAGGCCUGA